Neurospora tetrasperma FGSC 2508 is the source of this 4091-nucleotide messenger RNA. RefSeq lists its product as uncharacterized. Lineage: Eukaryota; Fungi; Ascomycota; Sordariomycetes; Sordariales; Sordariaceae. The record is from RefSeq and is a predicted model, not a curated record. Gene Ontology annotation, biological process: nuclear-transcribed mRNA catabolic process, 3'-5' exonucleolytic nonsense-mediated decay. The coding region runs from base 19 to 3903 and encodes 1294 amino acids. The transcript has a single exon. Gene Ontology annotation, molecular function: RNA binding; RNA helicase activity; ATP binding. Gene Ontology annotation, cellular component: Ski complex.
ACACGCGUACAGCCCAAGAUGGCGUACGACCUCAACGAAGCCAUGGCGAAGCUGCAUUUCGACGACGAUGCCGAGAAUGGCGAUGGCACUCCCUCCUUUGAUCCCAUCGACGACAUCCUCUUCGAACGGAUCCCACCGAGCGAGCUGCGACACGGCGAAGCUACCGACCCCGAAGCGCAUCGCGUCAAACUUGAGAAGAAGUACUUGACGCCAUCCACGACUUUCUCGACAGAAUGGCUGAACCGCCUCCAGCAACGCUGGGACACACCCGUCGACCACUCCCUGCUCUUCCGCAUCGCUCCCACACAAACACGUACUGUCACUCGCUUCCAGCGUCAUGGCCUCGAGGGUCGCGUUACCGGAUAUCGCAACGUCACCGUGCCAGCCUCGCAUGCCACUGCCAAGACGAGUACAUCCAUGAUGCGAAAGCCAGCCAGCAAGUCCGAGUUUGUGCGCGGUGGGGCUGGCUUCUUUCCCUUCGCCCCAGGCGGUCUAGACGGUAUCGAGUCUGCUUCCGCAUUAGAGGAUCAAUUAAGAAAGGACGCCGCAUCAGACGAAGGAGAGAGCAAAAAGAAGCUGGAAAGGGUCAUCACUCUCGCUGAGGGUGGUUUUCUUGAAGUUGCACCAGGAUUGUCGCGCGGUAUCGACAUGAGCAAGAGAAAGAAGACAGCAGAUGCGGAGAGCGAAAAACAGGCCAAGGAAGUAGAAGAUGUUCUUGGUCAAGAGCCCGAGGACGCUCCCGACGGCGAGGGCGAGAGGGACGAGGUCAACGGUGUCAAGAGGGAAGAGAGUGAAGAUAGCCAAGACGACUUGGAAGAUAUCGACGCCAUAUUGCCUGUCGAAUUUCCUGCCCUCGAACCUCGUGGCACAUUGACCGCGUCCAGCGCUAGAAAAGCUGGUCGGGAGUGGGCACACAUGGUCGACAUUAGGCGGGAGAUACCCAACUUUAGGGAGUUGGUACCCGACAUGGCAAGGGAGUGGCCUUUCGAGCUGGAUACGUUCCAGAAGGAGGCCGUUUAUCACCUUGAAAAUGGCGAUUCGGUAUUCGUUGCGGCACACACAUCAGCCGGAAAGACGGUGGUCGCCGAGUACGCUAUCGCACUGGCUGCUAAGCACAUGACCAAAGCUAUCUACACAUCCCCUAUCAAGGCGCUGAGUAACCAAAAGUUCAGAGACUUCAGGCAGACCUUUGACGAGGUUGGUAUUUUGACCGGCGAUGUGCAGAUCAACCCCGAAGCCAGUUGCCUAAUCAUGACGACGGAAAUUCUUCGGAGUAUGCUCUACCGCGGAGCGGAUCUCAUUCGCGAUGUAGAGUUUGUCAUCUUCGACGAGGUACACUAUGUAAACGACUACGAACGUGGAGUAGUCUGGGAAGAGGUUAUCAUCAUGCUGCCUGAGCACGUUUCGCUCAUCUUGCUGUCUGCGACGGUCCCCAAUACUUACGAGUUCGCGUCUUGGGUGGGUCGGACGAAGCAAAAGGAUAUCUACGUCAUCUCGACGCCCAAGAGACCUGUUCCCUUGGAACACUACCUUUGGGCUGGCAAAAAGAUCCACAAGAUUGUAGACUCGGAGAAGAAGUUCAUCGAGACCGGCUGGAAGGAAGCCAAUCUUGCUAUACAAGGCAAGGACAAGCCGCCCAAGGCCAUCGAGGCCUCAACAGGACCAGCGCGGGGCGGUGGUAACCAAAGAGGUCGUGGGGGUGCGCAAAGGGGUGCGAACCAACCACGAGGAGGUGCGAGAGGAGGUGGCCAGCAACGUGGAAGGGGUGGCCCACCGCGUGCAAGCCACACUCCCGGACAUAUGGGCCGGACAGGGCGGCCAGGAGGCUUUACGUCUGCUGCUCAGGACAAGAACCUGUGGGUCCAUCUUGUGCAGUUCUUGAAGAAGGAUAAUUUGCUACCGGCUUGCAUCUUCGUCUUCUCCAAGAAGAGAUGUGAAGAGAACGCCGAUGCACUCAGCAACCAAGACUUUUGUACUGCGCAGGAGAAGAGCCACAUUCAUAUGAUCAUUGAAAGGUCGAUUGCUCGGUUGAAGCCCGAAGACCGAGUGUUGCCGCAGAUCAUUCGGCUGCGCGAGCUUCUGUCAAGAGGUAUUGCUGUUCAUCACGGUGGCUUGCUACCCAUUGUGAAGGAGAUGGUUGAGAUCUUGUUUGCGGAGACUCUGGUCAAGGUUCUCUUUGCCACCGAGACCUUUGCAAUGGGCUUGAACCUGCCGACCAGGACGGUCGUCUUUUCUGGCUAUAGAAAGCAUGAUGGUCACCAGUUCCGCAACCUCCUGCCUGGCGAGUACACUCAGAUGGCUGGUCGCGCUGGAAGACGUGGUCUCGAUACAGUCGGCUCUGUCAUCAUUGUACCGCCUGGCGGAGACGAGGCCCCGCCGGUUACCGAUCUCAGGCAGAUGAUCCUUGGCGAGCCGAGCAAGCUUCGUUCGCAGUUCCGUUUGACUUACAACAUGAUUCUCAAUCUUCUCCGGGUUGAAGCACUAAAGAUAGAGGAGAUGAUUAAGCGUUCCUUCUCAGAGCAUGCUACUCAGCAACUUCUUCCGGAGCAUGAAAAGGCAGUCAAGCUUUCCGAGGCUGAUCUGGCCAAAAUCAAGAGGGACUCGUGCCCUAUCUGCGACGUUCACAUGGAUGAGUGCCAUCAAGCAGGAGAGGAUUUCAAGGUAGCCACAGAGGAGCUUUAUCGCGCUCUACUGGCCAUUCCGGUCGGGCGUAAGCUGUUCACACCUGGUCGACUUAUCGUUUAUAUGAAGGAGGGCGUCAGGACCCCCGGAAUCCUGCUUGCCGAAGGACCAAGCAAGGCGGGCACCGCUGCUAACCCGACACUGCAUGUUCUUGAGAUCAAGACCGGCAGGGACCUUCGCAACGAUACCGAUCUCCUGCCAUUCACCCCGACUCUGGCCAAAUGGUUCACUCCCUUGCCGGCACACAAGAAAAACAUCUACACCAAGACCGUUCACAUCCCUCUCAGCGACGUCGUUUGUCUCACUAAGCAUAUCACCAAGAACAUUGUUCCCGAACUUUUUGAAGGUGGCGAUGGUUACACCAAAGCGAAGGAAGCACUCCACCAGAUUUGUAAAUCCUGGUCCGCGCCCAUCUGGGACGAGAUGGACCUCAGCCGCAUCAAAUCCCUCUCCAUCCACGAGAUCAUCACGCGCCGGCGCGACGCCGAAGUCAAGUGCACAAAGUCCCCCGCCGUCGACUGCGAUCUCUUCCUCAAGCACUACGCCAUGUGCCACGACCAGUGGCUGAUCAAGACCAAGAUCGACGAGCUGCGCCAGUCUCUCUCCAACCAAAACCUACAGCUCCUCCCGGACUACGAGCAGCGCAUCCAAGUCCUCAAGGACCUCUCCUUCAUCGACGACGCCAGCCGCAUUCAGCUCAAGGGCAAAGUCGCCUGCGAGAUCCACUCGGGCGACGAGCUCGUUCUCACAGAGUUAAUCCUCGAAAACGUCCUCGCCGAUUACGAGCCCGCUGAGAUCGCCGCUUUGCUCUCCGCCUUUGUCUUCCAGGAGAAGACAGACAUGGUCCCCAACUUGACGUCCAAUCUCGAGCGCGGGCAAAAGACGAUCAUCGAGCUGUCUGAAAAAGUCAACGCCGUGCAGACGCUGCACCAGGUGAUCCUGUCGUCGGACGAAGGGUCCGAUUUCGCAAGCAAGCCCCGGUUCGGGCUGAUGGAGGUCGUGUACGAGUGGGCCAGAGGCAUGAGCUUCAAGAAUAUCACGAAUCUGACGGACGUGCUGGAGGGCACCAUUGUCAGGACCAUUUCGCGUCUGGAUGAGACGUGUAGGGAGGUGAAGAAUGCGGCGAGAAUCAUUGGUGAUCCGGAGCUGUAUCAGAAGAUGGCGACGACACAGGAGUUGAUCAAGAGGGAUAUCACGGCUGUGGCUAGUUUGUACAUGUGAUUUGAUGAGUUAUGUAUGUAUGUCUGUAUGUAGGGGUUUGUUUAAUUUGGGUGGUUAGUUGAUUGGUUGGUAACUCUUGAAAAGCGAUUGCGUGCGCGCGUAUGGAUGGCAUCACGAGCAUUUUGUAUCUGCUUUUGUGUAAUUUCCGGGCUAGUUCGAGCGUCAAUUAUCAUCAUGAUGGUAUGGGG